UUCCAGUCACAUUAUUAAUUUUAUCAUUUACAGGGUGAAUUUAAACUUCUAAUAACGGAUUUCAAUAUUUGUAGAGGACCAAAGCGCGUUGAUUGCAACCAUUUCACUACAAAAAUAGAAAACGGAACUAAUCUCUUAAUGAGCCUUGACAUAAACAAGGAUUUUGUACCAAACAGGGGAAAAAUUGAAGCGAUGAUGAAUGAUAAACCUUUUAUAAGAUUGCAGAUGAAAAAACCAUGCGACCAUCUCUUUAUGAGACCGUUGUUUCAAGCUAUUCUUAACGUUGGUCCAAACUGUCUAGUUAAAAAAGGUAAAUAUAAUCUUAAUAUCGAUAUUCAAGAGGUGGCAACCAAAUACUACGGCGGCAUGUUUAUCUACGGGAAUCUAUCAUUUAAAUCUGUGUUUUAUAACGACGAGUGCAAUUUAUCGUGUACGGUUAUAGAAGUAAACUUUUCUCCUAAAAACAAUAAGACUAGCAAUUAAUUUUAAUUUAUUAAACUAUUUGUUUUAUUGUACAAAUUAAGUUAAUUAUAUUAAAUAUAUGCUGGAAAUAAUUUUUUUUGUUGGCUAUCGUUGUAAGUACUCUAACAUUAUCCUUAUAUCUUAAAACAAUAAUAGAACUUCCAAGCAGUAUGAUUCGUAUCUGGUAUCUUGUAUGUCGUGAUAGCCUGGACGUUAUCCGACCGCGACCGUGACGGCGCGGGUCCCAAACCUGGCAAGUACCAAUGUGAUUUUUCGUAGUCAUAUGUACUUUCUAACAGUAUUUAGACACCACUGAUAGACGGUGAAGGAAAACAUCGUGAGGAAACCUGGACUUAUAAUUUCGAAUUAUAAAUUUGAAAUCGCCAACCCGUCUUGAGCAAGCGUGGUGAUUAAUGCUUAAAACUUUCUCCAUGUGAGAAGAGGCCUUUGCUCAGCAGUGGGCUUUCGAUAGGCUGAUGAUGAUGAUGAUGAUGAUCUUGUAUGUAGAUAAGCAGCGUAUGUAGCGAUAAAAUGUGAUUGAAUUACAAAGUAACAAUGUAAGAACAUUUACGGAAAGUCUAUAAAUUAAAAUUAAUUUCUUGUUAUUUGAUUUUAAUGUAAAAUGUUAUUUUUGUUAUUGCUAAAGCGGAUAAAAGAUUUUAAAAUGCCCUACUUUUAAGAUUUUUUAUUCAUGACAAACCAUUAAUAUUCAAAGAGUAUCCAGAGCCGACACUGUGUAAGAGAAUUAAUUUUGUGUUAGUUUAUUCUUCUUACCAUCAUUUAUACAAGUAUCACGAAAAUAGACUUAUUAUUUUUUUUGUUCAAUAGUUAGUCUCUCUUUCCUGGUAGGGCCGUACUCUCCGAAAAUGUACACAAUGCUAAAUUAUGAGCUAA
Messenger RNA from Danaus plexippus (monarch butterfly), 1356 nucleotides. RefSeq lists its product as uncharacterized. The transcript has 3 exons. The record is from RefSeq and is a predicted model, not a curated record. NCBI's taxonomy places the organism in Eukaryota, Metazoa, Arthropoda, Insecta, Lepidoptera, Nymphalidae. Bases 139 to 483 code for a protein of 114 amino acids.